AUGGGGAAAAGGCGGCAUGGAAUUUUCGGGAGGUGUCAGCUGGUCACGGUGAUAGACGUAUACAAAUACGAAGUUUCACCCACCGAUCUUCAGCGCCUCUGGGCUAUCCUACAGGAGCUGUCCCUCAGAGGUUUAAUGUGGCAUGAUGACACUACGCAGCAGGUAAUUGCUAAAGAACUAUCCAAUCUCCAUCAGAGCCAUCACCAGCAUCCUGAAGCUGGUUCUUCAGACAGCUUAAGGGUUACAAAAGAAAAGACUGCAAGUGAGGAAAAUUAUAAAGGGCCAGAUGAUGGUGACAUGCCAGGAUUCAAGUCGCUCCAUCAGUACCUUCAGCUUCUCAGUGCUUUAUCGCAGCCAGCUAAUCCCGUGCCAUCUCAUAAGACCAGAACUGACAAGAGUGAGACAGCUCAAUCGGACUCGUCCUUGGAUAGUCUCCUCCAAAGAAACAGAGGGAAAACUUCAUCCAACCAUUUCCUCGUAUUUCAUCACCAAUACCCUGACAAUGAACGUGCUCAACCCAGGCCCUUAAGUCAAGUCCAGCAGCAGAGAGGUCAGCUUCAGUCACAAGAGGAGUUUCCUGUCAAUGAGCCCAUCGACAACAAGCAACUGGUAGCACUACUGGAGCGUUAUUUGGCACAGAAAAUGGCAGCGCAGACUGCUGCAAGGGGAAAUGAUUUGUCAGUCAACCCAGAUGUCCGGCUUAAGGAAGCAUUGGGCUCAUCAAGGAACCAGCAACAGGAAGGUGCAAAUAAAGAGAGCCAGGGAGGUCAUCCAAGAAGCGAGCUGCUCCAUCGGAAAGCUGAUGACAGACUGCCAGAAUUGAGAGAGGAGAAAGCCCUGUAUAAAUCCAGUGCCAGUAAAAUCAAUGGAAAAAACCCACUGAGUCACUUGGAUGAAAAUUUCAUCCAGUCUGUGGUGCAGCAGCUUGGGAUGCAGCACGUGAAUAUGGAUGGCAUGACUUCGAAACAGCUGGAUGAAUUGUCCGAUGUCAUAGCCGAUGCUCUGCAGGUUGUAGAUGAUGAUGCAGCCCCCAGCGAUGGAAACAAAGGCAGCCUCGAAGCUAAGCAAGACUUUCAACAGAAGGAAGAGGAGGAUGCAAUUAAAAGAGAUGAGCUCGUUCUGGAAAAACAAAAUGAUGAAGUAAAUGAAGAGUUCCCUAAGAAGAGCCAGCCUUUCAAAACAAAGGAUGAGAGUGAUGAAGUCAAGAAAAGUCUUACUGAUAUGCUGGACCUUGACUCCCUGUACACAACCCCUCGCAAAAACAGAGUCAAAACAUUUGGUUCCUCAACUAAAGAAAACGUCGGGAUCGAAAACGUGAAAAGCAACACUAUCACCAGAGAAGUGACCAGUACCAGGAAGUCUGAAGAUGGCAUUUUUGGCUCCGAAGAAAAACCAAAUCAAUGGGUUGAUGGGAGUCUGGUGUACAAGGAACCUCAGAAGAAGAACUCCCAGAUGGGAGAUCAGCACCUGGAUGUAGCACCGUCCAAAACAAAUCUGUAUGGCUAUAUUGUGACCCAGCAAAACCCCCUGAGUGUAGAGAAAGGCCUGGAAUUAAUGGAAGAUUUGGCACAUCUUCUGAAACUGCAGAUCAAUGUCUUCGAAGAUGUCAGUAUGAUUGGACCAGCUGUGAUCUUCCAAGUUAAAGUUAAUGGUCAAAAUGUGUCAACGGCUGACGUGGUGAACAUAGCAGUGAUCAACAAAGAAAAACUAGAAAAAGAAACAGGAUUAAAAAUCUUGCAGACUGGCAUGAGAGAAAAGAGCAAACUGCGAACUUUCCCCCAAUGGGCCAACGAAGAGGACUCCACCAAAUUUAUUAUCUUAACAAUAAUCUCCAUCGUCUGCAUCAUCGGGGUCCUUGUUGCGUCAGGGGCCAUCUACUGCCACAGGCAUCGCUCUCACCAGAAACUGAAGGAGAAGCUGGGCACGCUGGGACAUGAUGCCACCGCUGGUUCAGAUGCCACAAACGCCUACCAGGAGCUUUGUCGCCAGCGUAUGGCUGUCAAGACAUCUGAACGCCCAGAGCCUGCUCACGCCUCCCGCAUCAAUAGCGUCUCCUCUCAGUUCAGUGACGGCGCACAGCACAGCCCAUCCACACGGAGCAGCACCUCUUCCUGGUGUGAGGAGCCGGUCCAGUCCAACAUGGACAUCUCUACAGGACACAUGAUACUGACCUAUAUGGAAGAUCACCUGAGGAACAAAAACCGCCUGGUGAAAGAAUGGGAAGCUCUUUCUGCCUAUCAGGCUGAGCCAAACACCAGCAGCAUCGCAGACAGGGAGGAGAAUGAAAAGAAGAACAGAUCUCAGCUGGUGGUGCCAUAUGAUCACUCCAGAAUAACACUGAAAGUUGAAUCAAGUCAUUCAAACUCAGACUACAUCAACGCAAGCCCAAUUAUGGACCAUGACCCCAGGAACCCCGCAUACAUUGCUGCUCAAGGUCCACUUCCUGCCACCGUCGCAGAUUUCUGGCAGAUGGUUUGGGAGAAUGGCUGUGUUGUUAUCGUCAUGCUGACACCCUUGACAGAAAAUGGAGUCAAGCAAUGCUACCACUACUGGCCGGAUGAGGGUUCCAACCUCUACCACAUCUAUGAGGUUAACCUCGUCUCAGAACACAUCUGGUGUGAAGACUUCCUGGUACGCAGCUUUUACCUCAAAAACCUCCAGACGAACGAGACCCGCACAGUGACGCAAUUCCACUUCCUGAGCUGGUUUGACCAGGCUGUUCCCUCAUCCACCCGGUCCCUCUUGGAUUUCCGCAGAAAGGUAAACAAGUGCUACAGGGGACGCUCAUGUCCGAUAAUUGUUCACUGCAGUGAUGGCGCUGGAAGAUGUGGGACCUAUAUUCUGAUUGACAUGGUUCUGAAUAGGAUGGCCAAAGGUGCGAAGGAGAUAGAUAUAGCUGCUACCCUGGAACAUUUGAGAGACCAGAGACCAAUGAUGGUUCAGACAAAGGAGCAGUUUGAGUUUGCGUUGACAGCAGUGGCUGAGGAAGUGAACGCUAUCCUAAAGGCACUGCCACAGUGAGAGACAACCAGAGACUCCUCGUGGCUCCAACACUUUAAUCGUGUCGGUCUCCAUGAAUGUUGUAGAAAAUGUGAUCUGAACUUGGCUGUGUAACUUUUAUUUUAACGGCUUUAGAAAAUGUGUCCCUUCAACAUCUGUAAUUGAUGCAAUUCUUAGCUCAAAAAAUAAACUCUGAACCGUUUCAAAGUAGGAAGAAAUAAAGAUUAGGUGAGAAGUAUUUAUACAUAUGCUUUUUGGGGACUGGACAGAACUGGAUGUAAAGCACUCAAAGGAGAUAACCCAGAAACAGGGCAGAUCAGAGUAUAUUGUAGAGUCAAAAUUUUAAAAACAUAACACUUUAGUUUUUAUUAAUUUUAAUACUGGAAUAAAGCUAUAGAGAAGCCUGUCUGUAUUAAAUCUAUAAUAUAUUAAGUCUAUUGCAGAAAUUAACUACAUCAGUAAUCACCACGCAACUCCACGUGGAGUCCUCCUGCUCCUGCUCCUAAAGGCUGAUGUCACUAUUCUUCCCAUAUGUUUGGCCUUUCACAGUAACAAUGUGACUUUCACGUUGUAAUCUGGUUGUCAUCAUAAGAUACCUGAAGAUGGUUAGUUAUGGUGUUUGGUACAAAAUUAAUUCAAGGGAAAUUAUUUCAGCCUUAAAACACCUUUAGAGUCUGUCAUAAAAACAUUUUAAAAGUAUUUAGUCCAGUAGAAAAUUGUCAGCACUGUUACCAGUGGAUUAUUUAAGGAGGUACCCUGCAUUUGAAUUAUAAUUAUAUUUUGUCCUUUUCUUAUAGGACUCAUUCUGUCACAUGCUGUCCUCUGUCCAAUAUGAAUCUGGGUGCUGGAAAGCAGGAAACCAGAAGUGACUACAUUACUGACUUGCCCCCUCUCCUGGGGAUGCUCCUGGUCUUCACUCGAUGCACCUAAGGAAUGAAUCCCACAUACUUCUUGUGUAGGAAUCCCAUAUUCCUCAUGCCCACUGAAACAUAAAACAAUUGCUGUACCCCUGGUCCAAUCCCCUGUGGCACUAACACCACGUGGACUGCAGCGGUUCAUGAAGGCAGCUCACCACUGCCUUUCUCAAGGUCAAUUAGCGAUGAGCAGUAAAUACUGGCCUAGCCAGUGACACCCACAUCCUGUAAAUGAAUAAGAAAAAAACUCUCUGCUAUCCCUGAAGUUUUCUCUAUCUGAGUUAUCCAGGAGAAUCAGUGAUAGUGGUGGUGAAUUUAGCAAGUAAUAUUAAUCCAUACAUAAUUAGUGAUCCAUAAUUUACCAGAGUCACACAUUUAGAAUGUUGAAUGUGUUAAAUUAUAGCAUUAUUAGUGGUGUUGAAUGCAUUCUUCCACUGCUCACAUGUGCUAUGUUUGAACAUACUGUUCUCCUUUGGAAGAAUCACAUUCAAAUCGUGCCUAGGAAAAGCAAUUGAGAGAUUGUUAUCUGAUCAACAGCUCAUGGCAGUGCUGGUGUUUCAUAGCCUUAUGCAACACCUAACAGAGAUUCCGCACUUGAUAUCCUUUGCUUCUAAGUUAGUUACAGAAUGGAGAGGACAAUAUAAUAACAGUCCUUUUAGAUCUCUAUCCAAAGCCCUGAUAUUUCACAAAAGAACAUGCACAGGCAGAGGUGUGAAGGUUGCAUAAAGUCCAUGGGAAAGCUUCAGUUACUUCCAGUCUGGUCGAUCUUGUCACACUGAAGAAGGUGUUCUUCUGAACUUAAUUCUAAAAUACAUUAGAUAACCUCAGUAUUGCCCUUGCCAUUCCUUGACUAACAUUGUUUGUUAAAAUAUUUCUCCCUCACAUACAUCAACUCUUUAUUGGAAAAUAUAUAGUUAUGUCAAUACACCUGAUGCAGAGUUCUGGGUUUGAAUCCAACCUAGACCAGUGUGAUGGUGGUCCCUUUCCUGCCGUGAACUCGAGGGUCUUAAGUGCAAAUGGUUUGGACAAUCCAAUUUAGGCUUUGAUGGUCAGAACCAGCCCAUCACAAAUAGUGUCCGUAAAUCAAAAUUAAUACUGGGAACAAACCAGCAGUCAGAUUCAGAGAGGUUAGUGUAAGAAAUCACAGUCGUGCAGUUAGAAGUACUGUGGUUUGAGUCUACUGAAGGUGGCAUGAGUUGCAUCUAUAUGCCAUUCCUAACAUGAGAGCAGUUGAUUAUCAUCUUUUGUUGAGCUUUGGUACAAGGUUGGUUACUGGUGAGACACCAAGAUAAUCCUUUAUUUCCCUCCUGUACAAUCUACUGGUUCAGCUGGCACAUAAUGCCGAAGGGGAACAAUGAUAUCCUUACCCCUUGGUGAGCAAAUAUAAACAUUAAUCUGAUUAUUGAUUGUGUCCUUACUGAACACCCAGAUCCUGUCCUGUCCCACUUAAAGUAGCGCAAUCUCAACUAAUUUUUCUGAGUAUUCUUCCACUUCAGAUUGAGUCUCAAUGUCGACAUGUAGGUAGAAAUCCUAAGUGUUUGAUUUUAUUCAAUUCUGGCAACUACUACAGUCUUGCAAAUUUGAUGUUGGCACAGAAUAUAUAGUCUUUGUCUGUAAAUAGUCCUAGUUAUGUAAGACCAAUCUCAUAUAUGCCUCUUAAGAAUAUAUUUUAAUUGUUUUAGCUUUACGAAGACAGCACUCUUAUCAGAAUUGUUUGUGAGUUCUGUUGUGUUAAGUCUUCAAAAGUAGCCUAAUGUUUGCCUCUUACUGAUAACUGGUACUUUCUUUUUAUCCAAUAAAUAAUCAGUAUUAUUUCCCAAUUAGAACUUAUUUUAUUUGCUUUAUGGUGAGAGAAUUUAUGAUAAGGAUCGGUUAUUUACAAGUAGCCAAAAUUAUGUAGCUGGGUCGCUCUCAGAACAUUUAACACUUUCAAAGCCACAUGCUUUCAAUAACUUGGCUUAAGUAUUGAAUAGCUUUUCUUCAAAAUUUAGUGAAACAUCAUGACUAGGUAUUCCUGAACAUUCCAACACAUUUUCCAUUUGAAAAGGAGCAUUCAAAAUCACAUAUAUUUUUAUUUUAACUCGGGGAGAUAAAAACAUUUUUCAACUAAACAAUAUUAAUUCACAUGUUGCAUUAACUGAAUGCACAAAAUGCUCAACAGGAAUGAAAAACAAUGUUAAAGCUUUGACAUUUCUUCCCACAGACCAAAGUCAACUGUUUCGUGAAUAUUUUGAAGCAAAAAUGCAGAACUUUAAAAAAAAAUCACGUAACUACUUGCUCAAUUUUACACAAUUUAAUGCAUGACAUUGGAUUUUUAUUUUUAAGUUCCAGGAGAGGCAGUUUGAAAAUUUGACAUAUUUUAAUUCUUAUUAAUCUGCUGGCAGAUGCAAGGAAAUUUCCAUCUCCCUGGACCAACGACUUUUGUUUAUAUUCACCACUAUGGUGCCGAACUAAAUAUUAAUAUUGGUUAUAAUAUUAAUAUUUAGUUAAUCAGACACUAGAAUUAUAUUGAUACUGGAAUAUUACCCUGAGAUUGCUAAACAAAACACACACUUAAUUUUUGCAUAAAGUUGAAGGAGACAAUUCUCCUGUGUUCACUGUGUCAGUCGCUUUUUUUUCUCCUCCUAUACUAUCUUCCCUAAGCUUAAAGGGGAUCAAUUUGACUACGGAUGAUCGUUUAAAAUGGGGAAAUGUAAAUUGGGCUGCUGAUUCACUCUCAGCAUUUUAACUACUGGCCAAAGUUGAAGUUAUCCCUAAGAUACUUUAGAACAUUUCCCCUGCCUGCUUUGCUCCUGCCAUCCGUUAGGAAAGGGGAAGCAGCUUUCUUUUUAAAAUAACCUUUUACAAUACUUGAAAACCUAAAGCUUUAAAGGCAAGUUUGCAAUCGUUGAAGAUUCCAGCUUCUACAGACUGCAGAUUUGCAUUGUAAAUGGGCAUACUUGUAAUUUUGGUGUCAAGUAUAAAAUGGGUAAUAUUGAAUUAGUCACUUAUAAUGUCUCCAGUCAGUGUUGUAUAUAAUGGGCAUCUAAUUCAUCAUUGCAUUUCCCACCAGUGCCAAAGUUAAGUGACCCCUGAUGUGCCGGAUCUGGCUGAAUACUGCAUUGAAAAUAGUCAUUGAUGCUGCAGACUAAUCAACUUACAAUUUGGCAGCACCGACAAGUGGUGCUGAUUGGUGUUGUUCUUCCAUCCCACCUCUCUUUCAGGAAGGCUUUGGUAUAAGUCUUUUUACAGUGUGAUUUUGACUACUUUAUGAAAUCCUGGUUCUGCAUAAGACAGACCGUCAUCAUGGAAGAAUUGUCUGGCAAAUCCGACCUAUUACUUGGCUCCCUUCUGGUCUUUCAGGACAGUUAAUUUAGUGCCAGCAUAAUCACGGUAAACAUAUGUGAUGGAUUUUCAUCUCCAUGUUACCUGAAUUUCCCCCAUAAUACUGGAUCAUUCUGAAAUCCUCUCUUCCCUUACUUCAUAUUCAUUUAUGGUUAUUUAUUUGUACAUACAAUAAUAAAAUAUAAAAAGUAUUUUGUUCUAUUUCUGUAAAAAAAAAUUACAUGUGAAUAAAGUAUUGUUUGUGGAGUAUGGUGGAUACCGUAA
Molecule: messenger RNA, 7502 nt
Organism: Carcharodon carcharias (great white shark)
Lineage: Eukaryota; Metazoa; Chordata; Chondrichthyes; Lamniformes; Lamnidae
Gene: ptprn2
Product: protein tyrosine phosphatase receptor type N2
Exons: 22
Coding region: 1-3021 (1006 amino acids)
Biological process (GO): protein dephosphorylation
Cellular component (GO): secretory granule
Molecular function (GO): protein tyrosine phosphatase activity
Source: RefSeq, a predicted model, not a curated record